AUGCCGGAUCCAGAACUAGCACGUCUCUCCUGCGAACAACGACGACUCCGUCUAGCCAUCUACAACGACCGUGCGCUGGACGUCGAUUACCUCCGCCGCCGACGCAACCACGUACUUCACAAAAUCAGGGAGCGCAGCAGACACCUUGCUCGCACUUUCAUUGACGAGAAACUAACCGCCAUAGACCGCUCUAGCCAUUCGGCUAGGAUGUUCCAGGCCACGCGAGUGCUGCUUCGACAGCGCUCACCACUAACGUCUCUAUGUGACUCCACAGCACGGGCGCAGAGAUUCAGGGAACGGUUCCACAUACUGGGGAUCGAUCUCUCCCGUGCUUUUGACACAAUCAACCGCGACAAGCUCCUUCUGGUUCUCGAGUCGAUUGUCAGCAGCGAUGAGCUUCGCCUGAUCCGACUACUCCUACAAGACACCAAGCUCGCCCUCCGAUUCGGCAACGACUUGCUCUCUCCGUUUGAGAGCAACACAGGUACCCCCCCCAAGGUGACUCACUCUCCCCUGUUCUUUUUGUUGUUUACCUCGAAGCAGCCUUACGCGAUCUUGCCGGCCAACUUGACGUCCCCCACGACCUCCUCGCGGACAUGA
Phytophthora sojae is the source of this 600-nucleotide messenger RNA. RefSeq lists its product as hypothetical. NCBI's taxonomy places the organism in Eukaryota, Oomycota, Peronosporomycetes, Peronosporales, Peronosporaceae. The transcript is spliced from 2 exons. Bases 1 to 600 code for a protein of 199 amino acids. The record is from RefSeq and is a predicted model, not a curated record.